Molecule: messenger RNA, 588 nt
Organism: Eruca vesicaria subsp. sativa (arugula)
Lineage: Eukaryota; Viridiplantae; Streptophyta; Magnoliopsida; Brassicales; Brassicaceae
Source: the annotation of a GenBank genome assembly
GGAAAGCACGAAGCAGAAAAGAGAAAACCCUAAAACCCCAUUCGAGAGAGGCAGAGAUAAAUAAAAAGUUCCUUAGCUCAAGAAGAUGAUUAUCCCCGUACGAUGCUUCACUUGCGGAAAGGUGAUUGGGAACAAGUGGGAUCAGUAUCUGGAUCUUCUCCAGCUUGAUUACACUGAAGGGGACGCACUUGAUGCCCUCAACCUUGUGAGAUACUGCUGCAGGCGUAUGCUAAUGACGCAUGUUGAUCUGAUUGAGAAGCUUCUCAACUACAACACUUUGGAAAAGUCAGACAACAGUUAGAAGGGGACGGAAAUCUGCUGAAGAGUAUCCCUCCUAAGAAUAUGUAUGAAAAAGUCUCUGUGUUUGGGUGUAGAAACUUGAAUCGAUCUGAAUAAUAUGGGGUUUUGAAAGACGCUAGUGAUUUUGUCAUAUGUAUGUCAGUGACGGCUGUGUGAUUCAGUGUUAUAAUUUUAUGAGCUGAAAGAAUUGUUUUCCUUUUGAGUAAUUCAUCUUCCAGUAGUUCUCUCAUUUUGUCUUCAUCCUCCUUCAUAGCGUUUUUUUUUAUUUAGUGGAGAAUUACAUCCUCG